This is a messenger RNA of Rhipicephalus microplus (southern cattle tick), 1637 nucleotides long. Its product is annotated as vitellogenic carboxypeptidase-like. Gene Ontology annotation, biological process: proteolysis. The record is from RefSeq and is a predicted model, not a curated record. NCBI's taxonomy places the organism in Eukaryota, Metazoa, Arthropoda, Arachnida, Ixodida, Ixodidae. Gene Ontology annotation, molecular function: serine-type carboxypeptidase activity.
AAACGCAAAGCCGACAUUACUCUUACUUGGCUGAGAGGCAGAAAACGAUGAAAUUUCUUGAAACUACCAUGAUACUGUUGAUUUUUAUUCUAGCAGAGACACGAUGUGAUUCCCGUGGUGGGACGAAGGGACAAUGGCCCCAGGAACCAAGCCCGAGCUCUGAGGAUCUGCUGCUCCCGGUCACAAACGACUUCGUAAACCUGGAUAAGAUCGAACAUUUAAGAAAUGCCAGCCGAGUAACACUGCCAGGACCCUGCUCACAUCUGGAAGCGUUUUCUGGAUUCAUCCCAGUAGACGGCGACAAUUCUACGUUCUUGUUCUUCUUACACAUCAAGGCAGAGAACAGCUCUCGUGAGAAGCCCCUUCUAUUGUGGCUACAAGGUGGUGUCGGGGAGUCGUCCCUUUACGGCCAGUUCCUCGAAAACGGUCCCCUCGGCAUCGACGCUUCCGGGAAGUUGUACCGCAGGAGGCACAGUCUGCUGAAUGACUUCAACAUCAUCUAUCUGGAUCAACCGGCUGGCGCAGGCUACAGCUUUGAUACGAAAGGCAAUUAUCCAGCGACGCUCCAGCAGGCUACCACGCAUGGCAUCAGGUUUCUCAGGCGUUUCUGGAGAAUUUUCGAGAGUACCGGGACCGAGACUUCUUCAUCGCGGGGAGAAUCCUAUGGAGCAAGGUCAGCUAUAGGACUGGCGCAGAGAGUGCUGACCCGAAAAGUAAAAGAUCAGUUUCCACUACACCUGAAGGGAGUGAUGCUCGGCGUCGGCUUUGUCUUCCCGCUAGUAGACAUGAUCAACUCGGCCAAAUACCUGUACUGCUCUAGCCUAUUAGACGAACAAGGCCGCGACAGCUUCGAUAUGCAAGUCAAAAAGAUUAAGUACAUGGUCAUGGUACGAAACUUUACCGCAGCUGCAGAAAUGCUGAGGCAAACGGUGUUCGACAUGCACCCAGCCGGCAAGAAAAGCUGGUUCGAGUUACUCACUGGCUUCGAGAACCACGGAAGCAUCGCCAAAGCAGCAAUACCAACGGAAGUUCACAAAUACCGGGAAUACGCUAACAGCGGAGAGUUCAAAAAGUGCCUUCACGUUGCCCCUUCCAGAAGCCUCGACGCGACCAGGACUGAGCUUGCAAUGAAGUUAUCCGAGGGAGAAUUCUUCGCUAAGAGGACAUCGACCUUGGUUCACGUACUCAACAACGUUCGCGUACUUUUUUACACGGCACAGCUUGACUCUGUUUUCCCGGCGAGUAAAAUGGAACGCUUGUUCGGCAAGUUGCACUGGAGAGGCUCGGCGUUGUUCAGGCAAGCCGCUAGGAAGGCCUGGUACCAAACUACUCCCCGCAAUGCCCGUAAGGUGCUUCUGGGAUACGAGAAAGUGGCGGGCACGGUUAUGUACAACACGGUACUCUUCGCUGGCCACCAGGUAUCGUUCGAUCAAUCGGCAGCUGUAAGCGACCUGUACGCCCGGUUCCUGAAGUUUACAUUCAGGCCACCUCCCAGAAAAUGCGAGGAAAGCACGAAUCCUUGCUGAUUUGGCACCGUUUGAUGUUGUCUGUGCGCCUCUACGAAUUGCGCUGAGGGCUGUUUUUGACAUUUGUUGUGUUGCAACGAGCUGCUUAGACGCACAAUAAACAACUUUCGU